AGGGCCGCUUGUGCGGACGCCCCUCAAAAGCUGGCCGAGGUGUGUCGUUGCUUAAAAAUAACCGGCCCCUGCGCCUCCUUCUCUCUGGCAGCGAGUCGUCCUCCACCCCGGGAAAUGGGGCCACGCCCGAGGAGUGCCCGGCCCUGGCCGACAGCCCCACCACGCUCACCGAGGCCCUGCAGAUGAUCCACCCCAUUCCCGCCGACUCCUGGCGAAACCUCAUUGAGCAAAUAGGUCUCCUGUAUCAGGAAUACCGAGAUAAGUCAACUCUCCAAGAAAUUGAAACCAGGAGGCAACAGGAUGCAGAAAUACAAGCCAAUGCCCACAGCUCCCCGGGCAGCGAGGAGACUCCAGAGGAGGAGGAGGAGGACGAGGAGGACGAGGAGGAGCUGGCGAGCCCACCCGAGAGGAGGGCUCUGCCCCAGAUCUGCCUGCUCAGUAACCCCCACUCGCAGUUUAACCUCUGGCAGGACCUCCCGGAGAUUCAGAGCAGUGGGGUGCUGGAGAUCCUGCAGCCCGAGGAGAUCAAGCUGCAGGAGGCCAUGUUCGAGCUGGUCACCUCCGAGGCCUCCUACUACAAGAGCCUGAGCCUGCUCGUGUCCCACUUCAUGGAGAACGAGCGGCUGAAGAAGAUCCUGCACCCGUCCGAGGCCCACAUCCUCUUCUCCAACGUCCUGGACGUCAUGGCCGUCAGUGAGCGGUUCCUCUUGGAGCUGGAGCGCCGGAUGGAGGAGAACAUCGUCAUCUCGGACGUGUGCGACAUCGUGUACGAUUACGCGGCCAACCACUUCUCAGUCUACAUCACCUACGUGAGCAACCAGACCUACCAGGAGAGGACCUACAAGCAACUGCUCCAGGAGAAGGCAGCCUUCCGGGAGCUGAUUGCACAGCUGGAGCUGGACCCCAAGUGCAGGGGGCUGCCCCUCUCCUCCUUCCUCAUCCUGCCUUUCCAGAGGAUCACGCGCCUCAAGCUGUUGGUCCAGAACAUUCUGAAGAGAGUGGAAGAGAGGUCAGAGCGUGAAUGCACCGCCUUGGAUGCCCACAGAGAACUGGAACUGGUGGUGAAAGCAUGCAACGAGGGCGUGAGGAAGAUGAGCCGCACGGAACAGAUGAUCAGCAUUCAGAAGAAGAUGGAGUUCAAGAUCAAGUCGGUGCCCAUCAUCUCCCACUCCCGCUGGCUGCUGAAGCAGGGCGAGCUGCAGCAGAUGUCCGGCCCCAAGACCUCCCGGACCCUGCGGACCAAGAAGCUCUUCCGGGAGAUCUACCUCUUCCUCUUCAACGACCUGCUGGUCAUCUGCCGGCAGAUUCCCGGAGACAAGUACCAGGUGUUUGACUCGGCCCCACGGGGCCUGCUCCGCGUGGAGGAGCUGGAGGACCAGGGCCAGACGCUGGCCAACGUGUUCAUCCUGCGGCUGCUCGAGAACGCGGACGACCGGGAGGCCACCUACAUGCUGAAGGCGUCCUCGCAGAGUGAGAUGAAGCGGUGGAUGACCUCACUGGCCCCCAACCGGAGAACCAAGUUUGUGUCCUUCACGUCCCGGCUGCUGGACUGCCCCCAGGUCCAGUGUGUGCACCCGUACGUGGCCCAGCAGCCGGACGAGCUGACGCUGGAGCUGGCCGACAUCCUGAACAUCCUGGACAAGACCGAGGACGGGUGGAUCUUUGGUGAGCGUCUGCACGACCAGGAGAGAGGCUGGUUCCCCAGCAACAUGACUGAGGAGAUCUUGAAUCCCAAGAUCCGGUCGCAGAACCUCAAGGAAUGUUUCCGUGUCCACAAGAUGGACGACCCUCAGCGCAGCCAGAAUAAGGACCGCAGGAAGCUGGGCAGCCGAAAUCGGCAAUGACCCCUGGCCCCCAGCCUGGCGGAGGGAUGUGGGCAGCUGGGAGCAGGGCCUGGCAGGCGAACCCCGACAGAUGGUGGAGGGACCCUGGGGGUAGGCCAGCGCCUCCCCAGGCACAGGGGGUGACCGGGGUGCCCCGUGCGGGAGCUGUCCCCAGCCCUCAUCCCUGCCACGUGGUGCGUGCUCGUGUGUCUUGCCCUCACUCACUAACUGGAGGACGGGUGCCCACGUGUCUCCUCUGCUGCAUUUGUAAACAGGAAAGUGUAUUUUAAACAGUAUUACCCCACCGCUCCCUCUUGUCUCUUAGAAGGGGUGGCGGGGGUUGGCAUGCUUCAGGGGCCUUCCCAGGCCCUGGAAGAGGCCCCAGACCCAGGGCGUCCUUGGCCGAGGGCAGGUGCGAAGGUGAUGACUGUCAUUACCCCCUGCACGUGUCCUUUCUACCCCGGAAGCCAUCAGAAUCCACCAGGCGUGCAGGUGGACCGCUCCUGCCUGAUGAGCUUGAUGGGCAGACUUUGGUCCCAAUUCAAAAGACUGAGGGACCAGCCGCCUCUGCUCACCGCCUCCCAAACCUCGCCAGCCUCUGGCUGCACGGCCAGGCCCUGCCUCGUGGAGGGCCUACCAGAGCUUGGCCGAGGGCCCACGUGCCCCUGGCUCCCUGAUGGGCUGCGUGUAACUUGUGUCUCUGGCCUCUUUAGGAGCCCAGCUGUUGUGAGGAAUGAGUUGGUCGCUGCAUCCUGUAUCAGUCAUGGUUCCAAGAAAAGCAAAUAUCAUUUUUGGCUGCAUUAAAAGAAGCAUCAUGUACAAAAUA
This is a messenger RNA of Ceratotherium simum simum (southern white rhinoceros), 2649 nucleotides long. The record is from RefSeq and is a predicted model, not a curated record. Lineage: Eukaryota; Metazoa; Chordata; Mammalia; Perissodactyla; Rhinocerotidae.